AUGUCUGUGUCGUCACGGCAGGCUCAAUUGGAUCGUGAGAUUGACAGAAUCACCAAAGCUACAACCAAUACAGCCGUUUCGGAAGCCCAACGGGAAAUUGAAGCCAAUCAUGCAUCAAUCAACGAAACACAACUCAAAAAGUUGAUAGACUUGCAUGACAACGUUCUUCAAAAUCGAGGUUCUAUACCGUUGCGAAAACUGUAUCAUAAGUAUAGCCAGCUCCAUCUUCAGGAAGGAGAUCUUCAGAACUGGGCAGAGCUGGUGGAUCGUGAUUUAAGAGUUUUAGAAGCCACUAUCGAAAAAGCUAAGAUCAAUCAACAAGAAGAAUAA
Lachancea sp. 'fantastica' is the source of this 330-nucleotide messenger RNA. The record is from the annotation of a GenBank genome assembly. NCBI's taxonomy places the organism in Eukaryota, Fungi, Ascomycota, Saccharomycetes, Saccharomycetales, Saccharomycetaceae.